UGCCCCUAAAAGGUCAGCAGUUCUAUCUCCGAGGACGCUGAUAAGGGAAGCGGCACUGGGGUCCAUCUAUGAGGUUCUGAAGCCUUUAAAAAGUGCCGGGACCAUCCAGAGAAAUAGCCACAGCCCACAGAGUCAUUUAUUCCGUCAGCAUGUUGAAAGCAGCACUCUUAACAUUGGGCCUGUUCAUGGCAUUUGUACACUUUGCUCAGUGUACUGAUGGUCAUUCUUCUUUCUACGGGGUAAAACUGUGCGGAAGAGAGUUCAUACGCGCUGUCAUCUUUACAUGCGGUGGUUCUCGCUGGAGAAGAAGCAUAGAAGACUCAGCUCUUAUUGGGGAGGAGAUCCUUGAUCCGUGGAGGACAAAUUCAGUCCCUCAGCCUUCUGAGCAGGAUCCUGCCAGUUCCCAAGCAUGGAAGGAUCAAGUGGUGAACGCUGCUGGUUUCAGCCGCUCGGCUCGCUCGCCACUCUCAGAGGAGGUGCUGGAGGCACUGCGGGGCGCAGACAGGAAAGGACGGGAAGUAGUGGUGGGACUGUCCAACGCUUGCUGCAAAUGGGGCUGCAGCAAGAGUGAGAUCAGCUCUCUGUGCUGAACAUUGCUCACCCGCUCACUGACUGACACGUACGACUUCAUGUUAGAAUCCAUGAUUUUUUUUUUCUCCCAUAUGUUGAUCACAAAAUGUGUUACUGUGACUGUCACAGACUGAAAAUGUGUAGAUUUAGAGUCGGUUCCUUUUGGAAGAACCAAUGUGCUAUGUUUCAUGCAUUAAAGGCAUUCCCACUUGAGCAAAAUGCUGUUUCACAAGCAGUGAUGUUAAGGAUUUCAAAAUAAAGGAAAGAGUAGACAUAAAGCGAACAAGUUACGAAAACACACUACUAAAUUAUGACUCAAUUAUUAUGAAACAUUUUGUCUUGUAACUCACAUCUCAUCCGUCACAUAGCUGGUGACACCACAGCUUGAGUUCUGUUGCCACAUUCAGAGUGUUUAGGGUGUUUUACUUCUCUUUUAAACAGGAGGACAUGCAGAAAUAAAAACCCUUCUUUGAAGACAAUUUUACAGAUUCCAGUUAGUCAUAACCUGUAAACCUGUAUCAAAAGAAAGAGCAUUGUAUAACAAAAAAAAAAAGGAAUCACAUAACUGUACCAUUAAAGUUACACAAGAUGUAUAAGAUGUUGUAAGACUAUAAAAAAUAAAUAACUACAGGUGAUCA
Fundulus heteroclitus (mummichog) is the source of this 1208-nucleotide messenger RNA. It is a transcript of the gene rln3b, whose product is annotated as relaxin 3b. Gene Ontology annotation, cellular component: extracellular region. The transcript has 2 exons. The record is from RefSeq and is a predicted model, not a curated record. Bases 150 to 590 code for a protein of 146 amino acids. Gene Ontology annotation, molecular function: hormone activity. Lineage: Eukaryota; Metazoa; Chordata; Actinopteri; Cyprinodontiformes; Fundulidae.